AUGUCUCUCCAGUGUCCAUCCUGUGGCAAAGAUGGAUUCAAGACUGACACCGCUGUUGCCCGUCAUAUGAGCCAACCUCAUUCUGGAUGCAAUAGUUGGCUGGAUGAGUUGAUUCGGCUGAGAUCUCACUUACCACCCGGGCCCUUGAAAGAUGACCCUAUGGAGUCGAACGAAGAGGAAGAUGAUGUCCAUUUUGGAGACACUUACGACGGUGGUUGGGAUGAGAUUCCUGUUGAAGAAGAAACACCUGCUGAGGUCACCGACUACUUUCCAGGCGCUGCAAAGACGUACGGCAUGGGCUAUACAUUCCUGAGCCUGUUCAACACCGACGAAAAUAGUGUCUACCGCAAAAUGAACUUGUACUAUCUGUUCAGCUGUAAGCAAGACUGGGAGACUGCAUCAUGGUUACUGCGUUCUGGUUUGAGUAUGGGGAAGAUAGAUUCCUUCUUAUCGCUCGAGAUGAUUAGGGACCUUCCUUUCGGCCCACGUUGGAUGUCACGAGUUCUUGAUACAUCGCAUCCAACGAAAUCACCCGUUAUUCUGUACUGGCGUGAUCCACUCGAGUGUAUAUCUGCCAUUCUCAACCAUCCUCUCUUUCACAAUCAAUUGGACUUCACACCUCGCAAGGUUUAUUCUACGGUGCAAAAGCUCUGUCGUGUGUAUACCGAAUGGAUGACAGGUGAUGAUGCAUGGAACAUGCAGUCACUGCUCCCCCAAGGUGCUACAUUGCUCGGGACAAUACUAUCUUCAGACAAGACGAAUAUCUCAGUUCUGACGGGCGAUCGCGUUGCACACCCACUCCUUGUCAGCCUUGCAAAUAUCCGCAUGAACACCCGACUUAAAUCAUCAUCCAACUCUUUCAUGCUCACUGUUACGACUUGGAUAGUUCUGAAGUUCCUUCAUAAGAAUAAGCGCCUGCGUGGCGUAUUGGCGGAUCGCCUCAUUCAUCAAUGCCUAGAUAUUGUCUUAAAACCGCUUAAGGAGGCCGCUCUACAUGGCAUGAUGCUCUCGGAUCCCGUCGGACAGAGCUGCUAUUGUUUCACUCCACUUGCAAGUUAUAUCGUCGAUACUCCCAAAGCCAUGAUGUUAGCCUGUGUCGGUGGAAAGACCUCUCCGGUCACCAUGGCCAUGUACAAACAAUUUGGAGAUUCCUUUCGCCAUGAACCUUGCACGGCAUCAACCACUCUUGCACAAAUAUCUGUUGUUCGCACACGAGCCGAUCCAUCAGAUCUACAGGCCUUCUUUCAUGAAGUGCAAAAAUUUCGCUUGAACGGUGUCUUUGAGCCAUUUUGGCAGGACUGGGUGCUUACAGAUCCCUCCCACUUCUUCACACCUGAGACACUCCAUGUCCUUCAUAAGGAAUUUUGGGAUCACGACGCAAAAUGGCUAAUCUUUGCUGUUGGGGAGUUGGAGAUAGAUUUCUGUUUUUCUGUUUUGCAACCUGUCACUGGCUUUCGGCGUUUCGCAGAAGGGAUCUCAAAACUCAAACAGGUGACUGGUCGCUUUAGUGCAGAUGCAGCACCCCAUGGAGUUCUCGUUGCCGUACGCGCCCUCAUGGAUUUCCGCUAUCUCGUACAGUCACAAUCCAUCGACGAGAAUGACUUAGUGCGCAUCUCAGCAGUGUUGAAUGAGUUUCACGCCAGCAAAGAUGCAAUCAUUGAUGCCGGGAGUGUCGUACCUAGCAUUAGGAACUCUGGAGUCACGGCUCAGUGGUCUGCAGAUGCUACCGAGCACGCGCAUAUCACCGAGAUCAAGGUCCCGGCAAGAUCAAGUAAUAACAACAACUACAAUCCUCAAAUAUGUCGACAUCUCGACCGACUUGAUAAAUGUCUUCGGUUUGAGCUCACCACCAUCCUUCUAGAUGAGAAACAGAAUAUCAAGGCAUUAGCUGAUGCAGCAAGGAGUUAUAUGGAUGACGAGGACGCUGACGACAUUGAGGUGGACGACAAUGUACCUGUUGAGUUCUUAUCUACAAUUCAACAUGAUCGUUCACGUCCAAUCACGAAUUAUUUCGCAAUCGCCCACGUACUGCAGCACAAACCUGUGGGCUCCGUACCUCUACCAUUAUGUUCCUUUGUCAUUGGGCGCAUUGCCUUUCAUUUAGGCUAUGAUCCUUCCAUCCGAAACAUCAGUGUUGAUGAUGUCGCCCUCAAAUUUAACCUGCCAGAUUUGCGACCAGCACUAUCCGAUUUUCUGCAUCAUGAGGCCAGUUCCGAACGUGACCACAUUCAUGCAAUAGGCGGCCCUAGGAGAGCUGGACCUAACGCUGUGCUUCCUUUCGAGAAAGUUCAAGUAUGGUUCAAACUUCGCUUGCAAGACACGGAGUUCCACGAUGUUCACAAUAUUCGACCAGCUCAGACUAUCAAUUGCGCACCAUCAAGUGAACCUUGGACACACGGACAUUAUGAUUCAAUCAUUGUCAACACCGAAGCAGAACACUCGUGGCCUACUAGCGGUCUUCAAGGCACGUCACAACUUAUUUGUCCUUCCCCGAUGCUCGUUAUUAACCUCAUCUCUCAGGGCACACUGUCACCCAAAUAA
Suillus plorans is the source of this 2541-nucleotide messenger RNA. RefSeq lists its product as uncharacterized. The transcript is spliced from 7 exons. The record is from RefSeq and is a predicted model, not a curated record. Bases 1 to 2541 code for a protein of 846 amino acids. NCBI's taxonomy places the organism in Eukaryota, Fungi, Basidiomycota, Agaricomycetes, Boletales, Suillaceae.